CGAAACGUGUGGCACGCGCCGUGUCUUAAACCCCGUUCAAACUGAUAAUAAAUCUAUCAAUUUCAUGGUAAAAUAAUAUUUUGUGGCAGCGAUGCACAGUUGUACAUAAAGUGUUGAUGGGUGGCAACAACUGAACUAUAUCGGUGUUUUAUGAUAGACGCGGCUAUUAUCUACCGUUAGUGUGCUCAUAACGGAUGUGUUUCUAUGCGGAAACGGAAGUUAUGCUAUAGCAGCGUGUAGGGAAACCGAGCGCCGCUUGCAUCACACAUUCGUGCUGCUUUGCUCGCCACAGUGUCGCGUAGUGCGCGCGUAUAAACGACGGAAGUGUUAAACCGGUUAAGUGCAGUGUUUACGUUGAAAAUUGCGGCGAACGAAAAUCAAGGUAGAAAUGUUGCGCAUACGCCUAGUAGGGCUGUAACGCUUAGUUUGCCAUAUUGCAAAGGAAAAGUCGCAUUUCGACAUACAUUUCUUAACUAAAAAUAUAAAAAUUGUUAUUUUUGUAAAUUUUGGCUUUUUUCUUGCGGCGCGUGUUCGUAUAUUCCCGCUAGAUAGCAUAUUUAUGUGAAUAUAGAUUAACAAAGCCUUACCACAAUUCGCAGUGCAGUGUUAACACGGCUGUGUACUUACAAUUUAAAGUGAAAUAAUGAACAUCUAUAUUUUAAUAAAUGAAUACGACAAGUGUUGCAUGAAUGAGCGCAACAAAGUAUUGAAAGCCGCAUCGAAAUCAAUGAAGUGCUGCAAAUAAAUAACGCUGGCAAUAGCUCGAACUUUGAAAUGAUCCUCUGGGAUUUGCAAGGGCGGAGGAUCUAAAAACAUACAUAAAUAUAUUCCUAUGCAGUCACAUAUGCACAUUCGUUGCAUUUCAUUUUACAUUGGUAUCCGUGGUAUUAUAAAGAGUGUAGUGGUAGUCAUUUCACAGAAUUAAAUGUUAUUCCACGCAAAACAAUCAAUAUAAAUUUAUUAAUCUCUAAAGCUAUAAAUCGAUAUCGUGAAAUAGCAUUUAAAUGCAUGCUGUAAAAAUUCUACUAACGUUGCUCAUACGCUCCGUCGCCCACUAGUGGAAAUUUCCCGCUUUUUGUUGCUGUGAAACCCCAGUAAAGGCAGGUGUCAAGCACUACUGGCAUGUGUGUGGGUGGCUCGACCUACUGGAACCAUAAAUCAUAGAGAAAUACAACGUAACCUACAUAUACUCAAAUACUAGGAAAUUGAAUUUUUACUUUAGUAAGCAAAAAGCGAAGGCAGUAGUACGAGCGUCGAAAUGAGCAGCAACUUUGGUCUGUUGUCGAUGAAUGGCAGAGUCAGCCAGCGGAAACUGAAAUUGUGAUGUGGUAACUAACCGAAAUUGCCAACAGGAAUUGCCACUACACGACCGAAACGUAUACACAAACUUUUCUUAGCAACAAAGUGUGGCAAGUACACCGGCACUCCUGCAAACAGUGGCACACACAUACACGGCGGUUGAAAAGUUAACGAGUUGGUUAUUGUUGUAACAACGUCAGUGAGUGCAUAUGUGCAGUUGGCAUUACAAAGUUGGCAAACAAAAUGAAAGAACUAACUGGAGCACAGCAACAAAGCGAGUGUGUGCAAAUAAGAUGUGAGUGGAAGUGCUGAGUGUUUGCGGCUUUUGUCACUCACAAGUGUCGCGGUUGUGUCAAAUAACUCGCUGCGAGCGCAAGUGUUGUAAGUUCUAUGCGAAAGUAGCAAGAAAUCUGUGUUGUAUUAUAAGUUGUCUGACAGCCGUUUCGACAGUGUAGGGCGCUCAUAUGAGCAAAAGUAUGCGAGCAGUCAGAAUUCUUUUAAAAAAGCUACAUAAAAACAAUAGUAAGAGACAUAAGUUUUCUUCAGUGGCAUGUGGCAAGCACAACAUAUACUACGAAAAUAUAUGCACGCACAUAUAAUUAAGCUUAUAAAUUCUGCUUAAUCGCGCACAAGUGGCAACUCCCCGAGCAACCAUAAAUUACGAGAGCUGGGUCACUGUGGCGUGAAAUUUAAUAACGGUAACGCCGGCAACGAGUCAUAAACAAAGGUGUCUUUACACUAUUACAAAUAUACGCACAUACUCACACACCCUGACAUAUACUUUAACUUAAAGCACAGCAUGGAGUCAUUCAUACGCGAGUAUGCGGUGCGCAGCAUCCUGCCACAUUUGCACAACUCCGGCGGCGCACUGCAACGCUACGUGCGCUAUGUCGUCGAAGACGCGGUCGCAAGUAUGCCAAGCAGCGACAGCGCUGGCAGCGGCGGCAGCCACAACGACAGCCUACUUUCCGGCCUAACCAAGGACAGCGGCGAUAGCGCCGAGAGCGCCAAUGACUAUUACUUUAUUACAUCGGCAUCCGUACAGCAAUUGCUCAACGACAGUGAGAGUGUCGUGGCGGCGACUACCGCAACAUCCGCGGAGCUGGUGGCACGGUCGCCGCUCGCGUACAACGAAAGCAGCUACGCCAUCGCUGAUAGUGCUUCGGUGCAGGUGUUAUCAACGCUUACUGCGACUAUGAGAGCUAUUGGCGAGUUCGCGACCAACUCGGCAACAGCUGCUGUGACCGCAACGACAGCGGCGGCUGGCGAGCUGAAUAUGACCGCCGAAAUGUGUGAUGACUCAGCUGAGGAUGUGUCUGCGCUGUCGACGGCCUACUUCAAGACCAUCGUCUAUUUGUUGUACAUUCCGAUAUUUAUAUUUGCGCUGCUGGGCAACGGCACCGUGUGCUAUAUUGUGCAGUCGACGCCGCGCAUGCGCACCGUUACCAAUUAUUUUAUAGCCAAUUUGGCGGUCGGCGAUAUUUUAAUGUCGCUCUUUUGUGUGCCCUUUUCGUUUGUGUCCAUUUUCAUUUUGAAACAUUGGCCUUUCGGCACGGUGCUGUGUAAUUUGGUGAAUUACUCGCAGGCGGUGUCGGUGUUGGUGAGCGCGUACACGCUGGUCGCCAUUAGUAUUGAUCGUUAUUUGGCGAUUAUGCGGCCACUGCGACCGCGUAUAACGAAAAGACUUGCGAAGUUCAUCAUAGCAGGCGUUUGGACAAUUGCCUUAGCAACGGCGCUGCCCAUAUUAAUUGUCUCCAAGCUAUCGCAACCGGAGACGUGGUUCAUCGAGUGUAAGAAGUACAUUUGUCACGAGGAGUGGCCUUCCAACACACAAAACUACUAUUAUACUUUAGCGCUGCUGGCACUGCAAUUCAUCGUCCCUUUGAUAGUGCUCAUCUUCACCUACACACGCAUCGCGUGUGCGGUCUGGGGCAAACGACCGCCCGGCGAGGCGGAGAACUCACGCGAUCAACGUAUGGCGCGUUCCAAGCGAAAGAUGAUUAAGAUGAUGGUGAUGGUUGUUAUCGUCUUCACCAUGUGUUGGCUGCCAUUCAACGUGCUGGUGAUUCUACUCAACGAUGAUGCCUUCAAAAUCUGGGAGCCGUUGCCAUACUUCUGGUUUGCAUUCCACUGGCUGGCCAUGUCGCAUAGCUGCUACAAUCCGAUCAUCUACUGCUAUAUGAAUGCGCGUUUUCGCGGUGGUUUCCUGCAGAUUAUUUAUCGUGUGCCAGGUUUGCGACGUUGUUGUUGCCUGCGUCGUUAUUUGCAGAAUCGUGGCGAACGAAAUUACGAUGCUACCGGUGAGAUGACCUUCAAAUUCAAUGCUGGUAAUGGUGGAGGUCUGUUGAGGAAACCUAAAAUACGCAUUAGGCACGGACGACACAUUCCACUUGCAGCGAGUAAACACAUCAACUACCUACAUAAGCACCCGGAAAAAACUACGAACGAAUUCUAUGCAAAUGAGUCAAUUUUCAUGUGCGGAGGCCACAGUGUUGCGGUAGUGCCAGCCCCAUAGAUGUAGCCAGUCGCAUGUUGCCGCACCGCCCACGAGAGAGACGCUUCAGCCGCCCAUUAAUACAAGGCACUACGUGUGAUGGAAAUUUUGAAUCAGAACACACACACACACACACACACACACACACAUAUAUUCGUACAUAUACAUAUACGCACACGGAGUGGCUAAGCUCAGUCACAAAUGCGUGGCAGGCAGUUUACCGGCAUAUGGAAAACUGUAAGCAGAUUUACAAUUUAAUUUUGCAAUUCAAAACACACACGUGCUUACAAAUACAUACAAACAAAUGUGUGCUUUUGUAACAUUAACAUAUUCAGCAAGCGUUUACAUAGACAAACCUGACAUCAGGAACAAUUUUAGAUAGUCCAAAAAAAAAAAACAUUUCAUGCGCAAAAACCGUUAUCUAACAUGAAAGCAAAGGCACAGCUUAGCUUUUAAGUUACUAGCGCUGCUAUUACCGUUAAGCAGAAAAUGAAAUUUUACCAAAGGAUAUCCUAAAGGCGUUUGUGCUUUUCGUAAACCAAAUCUAAACGCAUUUACACACACUUAAGCAUACUAUAUUUAUGUAAGUUUGUUAAACGAUAUUAAUAUGAGUGUAAACGAGUAUGUAUUACGCUUUAAGGCUCUCUUCGAUUUGCUUUUUUUCUGUUUGUUUCAAGGUUUACCAACAAUUUUCAAACAUAUAUUUUCUAGUCUUUUGAAAACCAAAUUUAGAUACAUACAUACAUAUGUUACCAACCCAAAUAAGUGUGGUGUUGAAAUGAUAAGAAAUAACUGUACUGUUGCUUACGUAUAUAAAACGAAAUGUAUGUAAAUAUAUCCAAUUAUACUUACUUUUAUAAGCAAAUAUGUAUACGAACACUUAUCGAAAUCUAAAUCUAUGUAAAUAAUUAAGUGAUGUAUUAAAUGUAAACGUAACCAAAGCAUAAAAUUAUGAAGUAAUGAUUUAGUCAAUUUUAAAUAUUACCUAAUAAAUGUAAAGUGAAACACAA
Messenger RNA from Bactrocera neohumeralis, 4803 nucleotides. RefSeq names its product RYamide receptor. Gene Ontology annotation, biological process: neuropeptide signaling pathway. The transcript is spliced from 9 exons. The record is from RefSeq and is a predicted model, not a curated record. NCBI's taxonomy places the organism in Eukaryota, Metazoa, Arthropoda, Insecta, Diptera, Tephritidae. Gene Ontology annotation, cellular component: membrane. Bases 2099 to 3814 code for a protein of 571 amino acids. Gene Ontology annotation, molecular function: neuropeptide Y receptor activity.